GCUCUCGUUGCUCUCGUUAUUCUCACAUUUCCGACUGUUCCUUUCUUUUUUUAGUCAUUCGACAAUCCAUUAUCCAUCCAAUAAAAUUUGAUUAUAAAUCGUAUGACACAGUUGUCAUUUGUCGCAAGUAGCAUGUCAUGCUGUGUAUCGAAAGUGUUAAAAAAGUGUUGGUAAAAGUUUUGUUUAAAUUUGUUUCCUGCGACUAAAUUAAAUGUGUUUUACGUCGUUCUUUAACAAAUGUGUCUCUUAAUUUAAAAUUCGAUAAUAAACUAAUAAAUUGGACGCUUUAAAUAAUUUUAAGAAUGAAAUUUUAUAAGCAAAAACUGUUAUCGGAUGUUCAGUUGAAGAAGCUGGGAGAGCACCAAUAUUCUUGCCAAAGUGUUAGUUUUUUAGAUAAAAUUUUACAGCCGUAUUGGUGUUGGUUGGUUUUAAAAGUUCCCAUAUGGCUAGCACCAAAUUUAAUUACAAUACUCGGGCUUUUUGUGAAUAUAUUUACAGCUUUAAUAUUAAUAUGGUAUUCGCCAGAUGCAAGAGCUGAGGCUCCAAGAUGGUCUUGUGCUUUGUGUGCACUUGGAUUAUUUAUUUAUCAGAGUUUAGAUGCUAUAGAUGGUAAGCAAGCAAGAAGGACAAACUCUUCUAAUCCGCUUGGGGAACUUUUUGACCAUGGAUGUGAUUCAAUAUCUACAGUAUUUGUUGCCCUUUCUGCAUGCAUAGCAGUUCAAUUGGGUCAUUACCCAGGGUGGAUGUUUUUCCAGUGUUUUUGUGCAGUUACGCUUUUUUAUUGUGCACAUUGGCAAACAUAUGUGUCUGGGACGCUCAGAUUUGGCCGUGUCGAUGUUACAGAAGCCCAAUUUACUAUUAUAGGAAUUUUAAUUAUAUCCGCCAUUUUUGGCCCAAGUAUAUGGUCCAUAAAGAUUUUUAGUGAUUCUUUUGAAUUGUGGUACCUAAUACCUUCGAGCACUCUAAUGUGUGGAUUAGUGGCUAUGUACAGCAACUUAAUUGUUAUAUUUACUGGCGGAGUAGGCAAGAACGGAUCCACUGUCGCUGGUACCAGCGUAUUAUCGCCAAUCAUACCAUUUUCAAUGGUUUUGGUUCCGGCAUUCAUUAUUUAUAAAAAAUCGACGCAAGAAAUCUAUCAAAACCAUCCUGCCCUGUAUAUUCUGGCGUUCGGUUUGGUCGCUGCCAAGGUCACUAAUAGACUAGUAGUGGCCCAUAUGACUAAAAGCGAAAUGGACUAUACAGAUUGGUCACUUCUGGGACCGUCGAUGUUAUUUUUAAACCAAUAUUUCAAUACUUAUAUUAAUGAACACUACGUAUUGUGGUUAUGUAUGAUAUGGGUAACAAUCGAUCUUCUAAGGUAUUGCUCCCAAAUUUGCCACGAGAUCUGCGAUUACCUUCAUUUAGAGCUCUUCAGGAUACCGUACCCAGGAGGUCCGAUAAGAGCACACGUUCCAUCUAAUUCAUCUACAGUAGAAAAAAAUGUUUUGAAUGAGUCCAGAUUUUGAACGUCGUUGGUUAUUUAGGAUAUGGUCCAAUAUUAACCGACUACUAACCACAACUAACCAGGAUAUUUGGACAGUGGUUCCUGAGAAAAACUACUUUGUUGGUUACAUCCGAGAUUUAUGUCACUUUUGUGACAGAUUGACAUUCGAGUUAAGGCUGUGUUUCCCGACAAAUGGCGGCAAAAUGACAUGUAAAAAAACACUUUCAUUUCGUGCAAGUUAAUUUAAAAAAUGUGUACUUUAUUCAAGUUUUCAAAAUAUUUUAUGAUUCUGUAUGGUAUUAACUUUAUGAUGAUACCAUUUAUAUUGCUAAAAAGAUUUGCGUAACAAGUUAUAUAAAAAUUUUAUUCACACAUACUUACAGGCAUGCAGAUCCGGUAAUAUAUUUAAAUGUAAUUCAAAAUUGAAGAAAUAAUAUAAAAAUUCUUGUAUAUCAAUGGAUUCUCCAAAACUUUUUGUAUACUACGCUCUAUCAUUGUAAAUAAACACAUAAUAAACUCAUAGACCUGCACGGAAGUUAAAAGUUCUUGUAUAUAUUGAAAAAUAGCCAUUUUGUCACUAGAUUUUAGUUCAGUACAAUUGCCGCGAGGUGUUACCCGAAACUUUAGUAACUUUCUUCUUUUAAAAUAAAAAAAAUGGUCUGCUAUUCAUAUAUUAUCCAGUUAAACCAGCUGAUCGGAGGCAAACGAAACACAAAACUAUUAAAUGAUAUCUCAUCGUGAUAGCGCAGCCUUUUUUUCCCUGGGCUCGUCUGACUAUGUCUCCGAAUAAUCCUGAAGCCUAUUGGCUUAUUGUGUUUUACCCCAUGUUAGUUCAUAACACCCACUCUGUCACCUUUAUACCUUGUACAAGUUUGUACAGAUCCUUGGAUGAGUGGGUUCUAUACGUUGUUGGAUCAUCCUGGGGUUGUCCAAAAAGAAUCUGUCUUUUGCGAUCUAGAGCUUCGCAUUCGCCGUUUCUGGUUUCUUGUGACAUAGUCGGCACAUAAGUUCCCAUUUUACAUGCCUAUUUUGUUCAAGGGUCCCUUUACUGGGACCUUCCCAGUCAUGAACCCUAUUAUCACUUUCAACUGGUUCCUAUUCAUAAAGAGUAAUUCUCCAGUUCUUUUGGGACAUGGUCUGCCUAUGAAGGUAGAACAUGUGCCUGUUUUGGACUGCUUCCCCAAUAGUUAAUAUGUUGUUCCCGAAUCCAGUCGUUUAUGAAACCCUGGACUGUACUUUUUGGUACUCUCGGGUUUGUGUCUAGUUCCGGUGUUUCUUCUGACCCUCUUUUUACAAGUUCGUCAGCCUUUUCGUUGCCUUCGAUCCCUUGGUGACCUGGCACCCAAAAUAGUUUUACUGUAUUUCGGUCUGCCAGUGUUUUUAGUUUUUCGAUGCAUUCCCAUACCAGCCUUGACGUAACUUUCUUACUUGAUAUGGCCUUAAGUGCCGCUUGGUUGUCUGACAUUAUUUGAAUAUGCCGAUUUUCGAGAGCUCUUUCAUUGUUCGUUUUUGCACAUUGUAAAAUUGCGUACACCUCAACCUGAAAUACCGAGGAAUGUAUUCCUAUAGCAUAGCUAUUGUUAGUAUCAGGGUUUUUGGAGAAUACUCCCCCCCCCCCCAGUGUCUUCCGCAAUCUUUGACCCGUCUGUAUACCAGGUUUGUUCCUGUCGUUAUGCAUUGGGCUCCCUUAUGAUCUCUGCUUUUUUCUGUAUUAAAACCUCAAAUGUAGUAUUAAAAGAAUACCUCUUGGUUAUGUGGUCUGAUCUCAUGUCUAGCACGUCUCCUGUCACUAACCUUGAGAUACUCAUGUGACCUGGCCUAAUGUCAAGAUUUCCCAGUGUAUUCCCUAAUCUGUAAGCACCUAGUCUUGCCUCCGCAGCCUUAAUGGUAAAUAGCGUUUAGUAAAUUGACGUUUUAGUCACCAUUUUUUGCUAACCGCGUCCCUAAUUUAACCCUUUUUUUCAGGAAUGUCAAGCAGAGUGGUUAUUUUGGAAUGAGUAACCGAUAUUUUCGGUUAAUAUCGGACCAUAUCCUUAAACUUUUUAAUUAUAUGCAAUACAGUCGAAUUAUAUUCCGCCUUGCAAAUGUCUAUUCAUAAUUUUUGCAUGCACCGGCCUUUGAUACUUACUUGCGGUUCAACAAAUGGUUGCAAACGAAUCUAACAAGGUGUAGGAUGUUCCAUUACUUUCUAAUUACUUACUAAUAUAUCAUUAGGUAUUAAAAAAAAUAAGCUAUCUUUGGAUUGUUCUUUUUAUUCUGGUCCUAUCUGUGAUGCCUGCAUGCUCUGUGUUAUAGGUAAAAAAAACUAGUAAAACAUAACUCAUAGUGCCAAAAAAAAUGUUGAAAACAUUUUAAAUAGAGUUUGUGUAUUAUUUGUAAUAUAAUUGUAUUCCCAAGAUAUCCAGCUGUUUUUUGUGUAUAUCCAAUAUAUGUAUGUUAGCUGUUGCACGAUACACUCCAGGGGGGGAUAUCGCGCAUGGUGUCAUGGCGGCGCUGACGUCAUGCGUAGAGUUAGUAGAGCUGGCGUGAAAUAAAUAUCAUAUGACAGACGCAUGUUGCAGUAGUUUGUGAGUCGUUUAUAAGAUACUAAGCAGAUAUUUGUAUUAUAUUGUGUUGUAAACUUUAUUCUCUGUGAGUGGUUUUAAUAAAAAACAUUGAAAAAUUGCAGUACGGAUGUAACAGUAACAAUUAAAGGAAAGGAUUCAAGAAAGAUAUUACGGUUUCUCGCUUUCCUCGACAGUAAGAGCUUAGUUAGAAGUAGCCCAAGGGCGGCUCCAGCGGAGGCCCAGGGGAGCAUGCCGUUCCCUAGAUUAAAAUUCUUAAAAUCCAUGAGCAUUUUAUUAAAAAAAAAAAUAUGCUAAAUAGGCAAUUCUACCAUCCUUCCCAAGAAAAUUCGGCAUGGAGCAGCCCUUGCAGUGGCUUGUGACCCUGCAGAUAAAUUUUCAUAUGUAUUCCAAGCACUUUCAACCUUCCAAUUAUAAAAGAGAUCUUAAAUCAGAACUUCACAUAAUGAACCAGUGUGAAUCACAAUGGUUAAUCCACAACUUGGGACUUUUAAACUGAAGACUCUACCCUUUGAAGGCUAAAAAUUUCGCAAUAUAAGCAAAAAUAAAAUUGUAAAUGUUACCAAAAAAAAAAAAAAAAUUCGACUUGUACUUGAUAAAUGAUUUAAAAAACUGUCAGCCACUAGGUCCAGGAAAAAUGCAGCGACAUAUUAUUUUAAUUUUGUAUUGUAACAGUUAUUUGUAUUGGUACAUUUUUUAUGUUUUGCAUUAUAUUAUAUGAAUGUCUGCAUUAUAUAAAAAAAAAUUAACUUAUUUUUAUUCAAUUGGGUAAAAUAAUGCAGGUAAAUGAGUUGCAAAUCCUAAUCAGGUAAAAAUUUCCAGCAUAUCCAGAUGUGAAAUUGUUACCAGAAUCCCCAGUUUCGAGUUGCGAAGAUACCCCUUAUUUUAUUAUCCUGGUUAUAAAAACUAUUCUUUAGAAGUCGAAUUUGUAUAAACAAAAUAAAUCAUUAAAAAAAAAAAGAAAAAACUGUUUAAAAAAAUAUUUCUUUUAUGUAUGUAUUUGCAUUUAAGUUCCUUCAUAGUUCUUUCCUUAACUAUCCCAUAAUAAUAUCCAUAGAUAUUUCAUGUAAUUUCUAAAAUAUUAUCUUUAAUAUUCAUCAAAUUUCUAUAAGUUAGCAUAUAUUUUCCUCACACUUCGUUAGUAUUUUUAAAUUCGCGCCUAUACAAACUCUACGCGUGACGCCAUGCGCGUGGCCGUCCUAUUUUUGACACUGUUGAUAUCCUACCUUUUAUUUUUUAUACCAUGGAUACACUCUGUUAUGUCUAUGCGCAUAUUUGUGACGUCAUUGUGAAUUGCCGUUAGUUUCUGAUAACUAAAUGCCAAUCUAUUUCGGUUGGACCUACAGAUCUGUUAUAUCACUAGACAGGACACGUCCAUAUACUGCCAAAAUUUGUUAACUGCAUUCAACAUUAUUUUGAAUGUUAAUAAUAAACAGUACAAAUUAAAAAUAAUUAUUUAGAAACAGUAUCUUUAAGGUUCACUGGCAGACAAAAUCAAAUUUCAGUAAAAUCAACUUUAAAUACAUUCUUUAUUUUCUAUUGCAUGUAAGUUUCUUGAAACAGUACUGUAAUAUACUAUUAGAAGUUUUCAAAAUUCGUGAGAUCAAUUAAAAAUGUGCUCUGCUGAAUUUAGACUCUAAUUGACUGUUUCUGAGUAUUACUGAAACAAACCUUUUAAUACGUUUUUCUGACAAGAAUGACAGAUAAGCUCAUUUAGGGUAAGUUCGGUUCGGAACUCGACGGAUCGGACAGAGCGCGCACGGAGUGCGUGACGUCAUAGACAGAGUUCGCUUUUUCUACAAUUUCAAGACGAACAAGGGGAAUGACAAAUGACACUAGUGAUAGUUUGCACUUGAAUACACUUUUGUGUGUGAAUGGACUGUAAAAAAUUAAUUUUAGUCAAAUAGGAAAUAUUUAUCACAAAAACAAACAAGAAAUAAUCCGUGUAAAACUGAUUAAUCAUAGAUCAGAAUAUUGACGUUUGACAUUUUUGACACAUUCCUACAGAUACCCGUUGAUCUCUACCGGCCAACUCGGGGAGGAGUGAGCGCGCUCUGAGUACGUGAUCUGUGGCAAAUCGAACAUAAAAGAGUACGCUCUGAGUACUAAAACGACCAUAAUUGAGGCAUACUGAGUGCAAUCUGAGUACAGCGAACGCCAAACCGAACUCAGCCUUAGGGUGUGGUCCGAUAUCAACGGAGUACUAACUAGAAUUUUUUGACAGUGAUUCCUGAAAACACUAAUUUGUUGGUUACAUUUAGACCACGGCGAAAGUUGCGUCACUUUUGUGACAGAUUGACAUUCGACUUGAUGGUAACCGUGAAAAUAUACUGGUUAGUGAAUUGACGUUUGAGUCACCAUUUUAGGUAACCGCGUCACUAAGGGUAUGGUCUGUUAUUAACCGAAAUAUCGGUUACUCGAUCCAAAACUAACCGCUCUGCUUGACAUUCCUGAAAAAUCGGUUAAAUUAGGGACGUGGUUACCUGAAAAUGGUGAUUUAAACGUCAAUUACGGUUACUAAUAAGUCGAAUGUAUAUGUCACAAAAAUGACGUAAAUCUCAACCGUGGUCCAAAAGUAACCAAGAAAUUAGUUUUUUUCAGGAACCGCUGUCAAAAAAUCCUGGUUACUAGCGAUUAGUAGUUACUAGCGGUUAAUAACGGACCAUGCCCUAAGUUAACAGGUUUUUCAAGAAUGUCAAGCAGAGUGGUUAGUUUUAGAUAGAGUAACUAAUAUUUUGGAUAAUAUCGGAUCAUACCCUUAAAACGAUAUUUUUGAUUCCACUCUUUCUUUGGAUUAAAUAUUUUGUUGUUUUUUUAAAACUUAUUUCUACAAUUUUAUUAAUUGUAUCAUUAACAAAAACCAAUGGGGUUUCUUUUGAGUCUAUUGUAUCUUGCUUGAGACAUAAGAAUGAGCUACUGAUUCUUGAAAUACAUUUGCACCCCCUUAUCUAAUAUAUUAUGCAGCUACAUGACAUUAGUAGUAUUAGUUACUUAAAUAGAUAAUCUUGUACAAAAAUUAAAUGUACAUGGUUGUGGGGAAGAGCAGAGUUACUUAAAGGCAGUUCAUCUACCUUUAAGGAACAGUGAACCUUGCCAAUUGACAUACGUCAUCUAUGUAUGUAUAAUGUCAAUUAAAGCAUUUAUUAUUAUUAUUAUAUUAAUGUAAAACAUCGUUUUAAAUGAUGGAGCUUAUCUGUCAUUCUUGUCAAAAAACUUAUUAAAGUCGGCAUCGAAUGUAUCUUCCUAAAUUGACGUCAAAUCAAUUUGCAGUGACGUAUUUUUGGUAAAUUUAUCAUUUCGUGUAGGCAAAAUGGCUGACUAGGAUAAUUAUAUCUGUGGUUUAUAAAUAUUUUAAUAAAAUAUUUAAUAGAGAUUAAAGCAUUUUUUCUAAAUAAAUAAAUAAAAUUAUACUCGUUUUAGAAUUAAUUAUUGGAAAAAAUUGAAUAUGAAAAAUUGACCAUCUUCUUUCUUGUUAAUUUGGCUAAUUGUAGUAGGGUUGGUUACAAGAAAAUUUGGGAUUCUUUCUAAAGAAAGAUUUUAAUUUUAAUAAAUGUGAACAGGAAAAUCAAAUAUACAGGGUGAUUCAAAAUUGAGUUCAAAGAUUUUAAGGGCGUAUUUACCAACCAAAACUAAGAAAAAAAAAUGUAUAUAAUCAUAUGUCCUAACUCGCUUCGUUUUCUAGAUACAGGGUGUCAAAGUUUUUUAAAAAAAAAUCGGUUUUUUAACAAUUAUUAAUUAAAUAAAAUCACACUUUGAGACGCCACUGGAAUAAAUAAUGAAUGAAAUUUCAUAACACAAAUAAAAAUUUAGACAGAUCUAUUUGGCGACAAUCUCCAUCAUUUAGUAGUUUUUUACUUGUUUUAAUAGGACAAGGCACAGAUUUUGAUUUUUUUUUUCUUGAAAACAAAGCUAGAUACGAGUAAAGCUCAAGAGGCAAAAAGUUACAUUAUUGUACGCUUAAUCUAAAAAAAAAUUUUAACUGUCAAAAAAGCAGUGCCGUACUACAAUUUUACCUAUAAGUAUCAAGUAGGUAGCCCCCUGAGACGCCACUGGAAUUAAUAAAUUUAUUUUAUACUCACCAAAGGAAGGCCCUUAUGACGACAAAUAAGCCUACCAAAUUUUAUUUAAAUCGACUGAAAGGUUUUUGAGUAAUUAAUAAAAAUCCAAUUUUUUUUAAAAACUUUGACACCCUGUAUCUAGAAAACGAAGCGAGUUAGUACAUAUGAUUAUAUGAAAAAAUUUCUUAUUUUAGGCUGGUACAUACGCCCUUAAAAUCUUUGUACUCAAUUUUGAAUCACCCUGUAUAAUAAUAAUCAAAAGUGUCACAUCACAUAACCCUAUGUGUCAAUUGUCUUGUUUUUGCGCCAAGAACCGUGCUUCUUCUCCCAUUUGGCCUCGUCCGCAGAGGCACUUGGUGACUCGUCGGGUAUCCAGCCACCUUACGGACGGGAACCAGAGUUUCAUAAUGUUUAUAAAAAAAUAUAGCAAUAAUAGACUAAUUUUCUUAACAAAUACACACAAUGUGGCUAUAUAGAAAUUUUCAUUCAAACACUUUCUUUUGACCAAAUAGAAUUUUUAUUUCUAAAAUAAUACAGGCGUUUAACAGUAAUACGAACAUUGACACUAAAAGUUUGUACCAACUAACUAACUUCGGGAAGGUAAAAAAGGUAAAAUAAAAAAGGAUUUAAACAAGUUAGGAAAAAAUUAUACGAGCCAUAAGAUUUACAGCGUCUACAUACCUAUCACCUCUCUUGCGUUCGAUAAUACCUACUUUUAUCAAUCGUCAGGCUUCAAGCUAACUAAAGUUUAGUAAUGAUGAACUGUGCCGAAUUGAACGAUGAGAUUGAAGUUGUCAUAAGAAUAAUAUAGUCACAUUUUUAUUAAUACGCGUUACUAAUAUAAUAAUUAAUAUUCAAUGUAUUACUUCCACUAAAUAAAGUGGGUAUUUUAUUGAUUUGAUAAUCAUAAGAAAUAGUAUAUUUAAAUAUCUGUUAUUGAUAAUAAUAUAAAAGUAUUAUUUACUAGAAACCAAAUAAAUUAAUGUUUCCAGCUUUUUCUGUUUUACUUCAUUCCUGUUCUGUCCUUAUUUAUUUUUCACUUACCAACGUUGUACAUUGUGAUAUUUCCUUCUCGUUUCUUACCACUAAACGAGUAUUUUUCAUUUGAUCAGACACCUUAAUGCUUUAAUACCUUGAUUUGUUAUAAAAAGUCAAACUGUAAUUUACAUAUUGGUAUAGUAUAAAUAAAAGAGGGGUGCAGUAAAAGUAGAGACACAAAUUAUCAGUUUGAUGGUGAGUAAAAUCACCCACUAAAUUUUUCAUAUCAAGUUUACAUUUGUAUAGCUUUCAAAAAAUAUUUUUUGUAAAAUUUGACAUCUUCACCUAAUUUUCUAAUUGUAGUUAUUCUGAAAAGUCUAAAAAAAUAAUACCAUUUGAAAAUAUAAUAUAUGCGAGUUUGAUAACCAGCAAAAAAAGUUCAUACCGUGACGUUUUAUAUUAUAUGAUGUACUGCGUAGUCUAAUUGGCUCAUUAACAAUAAUGAGCAUUUUAAACGAAAAACUAAUUCAUAAAUUGUGCUUAUAAUAAUUAAAAGUAGGAUAGUUAUGUAAUUUAAAAUAUAAAAAGUUACCCAUAAAGCAUGAAGGUACUUGGCCAAGUUUCAACUUACAUAUUGUUAUUAAUUUAAAAAUAUUUAUAAUAAAUAUUUACUAAUUAACCAUGUUAUCUGCACACUAAGUCAAUUGUGUUAUUGUAUAGUUCUCUAUUAAUAUAAAAGGCACACAUCAUUCUUUUCAUAUCUUUAUCACUUUCUAUGUUUCAUACAUACCUCCACAUAUUUCCUGUCUGUUCAUUUUAUAAUUUAAGAUGAGUAUACCGAUAUUUACUUUCUCCUCACAAUAUUGGUAUUUUAUCAAUAUUGUGAAGCUAUGCCAUAAAAGCUACAAAACAAAUCUUUUACGUAUAUGCCGUUCAGUUUGUUUUUAAAUCAAGGGCGACUAGGAUAAUCAAUCAUAGCACACUCUGUAUAGCAAUUAGAUAGAAUAAAGACAAUAUUUAAAGUGUCCGCACCAGCGUUGCCAGAUGAAAAUAUGCUGGAACAAUAGAUGGGUAGGAAAAAAAACAGUAGGUCAUCGAAACUAAACAGUAGAUUUUAAUACAGGGGGAAAUAAUUAUAAUUUGCAGUUUAAUAAAUAAAAAAACUCCAUUAGAAAGGAAAAAUAAAUAUUUUUUGCUUUUAUACACAAAUUAGAAAUAAAAACAAUAAAAUAUGUAAAACUUAAUGUCGGGGAACAAAAAAUAGGAAAAAUAAUAGGUAUUUCUUUCAAAUACGUUGUGUUCGUCAUGCAUUUUCUUAUUAUGACGCCCUAUUAAUUUUUUGGUGCAUUUUUAAUCAAAACAUGAUGAUUAUCUUAAAUAUUUUUUUGUGUAGGGCAAAUUUACUAAAGAAUCUAUUCUUUGUACAUUUGCUAAAGAAUAAGACAAAUUCAAUAAAACAAGAACAACAUUUGCCAAGUUCGCGAAAACAGUAGAUUUUAUGCCUAAAACAGUAGAACAGAGACAAAAAACAGUAGUUCUACUGUUAAAACAGUAGGUCUGACAACAGUGGUCCGCACCUUUGCAUUACACUUUAACGUCAUGUAUCAAACUCGAGCUAAUAGAGCUUGACGAGAAUAAAUAGCUUCAUUUAAAUGAUAUAAAAACAUUUUCAUUUCGUCAAUAUUUAAAUAUAAAAUUAUUGACUUUAAAAAAUCAACGUACGACUUUAAGUCGCCAUUUUGAUUACUUUUUUAUCUCUCGAAGUGCGUCCAUCUAUCAUAUAAAAAAAUAUUUCUCUACUUCGUUCUAUCUCGAUGUUCUGUAAUAAUACUGAGACUGUCAAAGUUAUUAUUCACACACAGCUCGCAAAAGAUGUAAUGUUGCCACUUCACUUUCUGUUUUUCCUUGAAUAUUUUAAACUUUUUUAUUUCAUUUUAACCAAACACAAGAUGGGUAUCUGUUUGGGCUAUAAGACAAGGCCAUCAAAAAGAAGACACAAGGCAAACAUAAGGUUGUUCCAACAACGAUCUUAAAACAAUACAUAAACCAGUACAAGACUUAUUGUUGACAAUCUAUCGACGACUAGUAAUUGACAACCUGUCAGGGACUGGUCGGGGAUUUGGACUCAACUGGGAACUCGAUUAUGUUGGAACACAUUUUUUAAAUACACAGUGAAAUAUGUCAAAUUUCCAUGGAAAUCCUGGAUUUAAAAAUAAACUGAACAUAUAUUUAAGAAAUUUUACUAUAACUUAGAUAACAUAACGUUAAUUGAAUAUAAUUUAUUGUUAGUAUUUUAUAUAUACUGCCACUUUGUAACGUCUUAAAAUAUAAAAAGAGCAAAGUGCUGUAAAUUGCCAAAAUGUUUAUACGAAUACGUUCUGUAGUCUCAUUUGUUAAUAUUGUAC
This is a messenger RNA of Psylliodes chrysocephalus, 11488 nucleotides long. Lineage: Eukaryota; Metazoa; Arthropoda; Insecta; Coleoptera; Chrysomelidae. The record is from the annotation of a GenBank genome assembly.